CGGAAAUUUGGACACCACAGCGUUUCUUCACAACGAUGUUUCAUUUCAAGACUUUAAAUGACGGUAGUACUGCAGUAUAACCUUUUCCAGAGUCUAAUUCAUUGACUCGCACUACAGUCAGUGAACGCGUUUACACAGUGUAGCGUGUGCAAAUAUUCUGUUCACAAUGAAAAAGACAAGGACUUACAGCUUUUUGUCAGUGUUCUCUUUCUUCGUCGUUUGUGCAUUCGUGUUUACAUUUUUGUUUUUUGUGUUUUACUCAAUGUGGUACGCACCGUAAGUAAGCUCAGCCACCUUUUAUUGCCCCCCCCAAAGAAAAAAAAACCUCAGUUGCUGUCAAGAAAUACCCAUGGUGCACCGCUCCGUGAGGGCUUGUGCAAUCACGUGAUCAAGGCAACGCGGAAGUAAGGAUCUUCCAACCAUCCACAGUCUUGAUGGCGGCGUCCACCUCUGCAGACCUCAAGCUGCAGUUUGCACCUUUCAGCAGUGCGCUGGAGGCAGGCUUCUGGCAUCAACUCACGCAGAGGAAACUCAAUGACUACAGGCUGGACGAGAGCCCCAAAUGCAUCAAAGGAUACUACUACAAUGGUGAUCCAGUUGGUUUGCCCACCCGUCUGACCUUGGAGUUCCGUGCAUUUGAUGUAGAUGGCUCAGCCCCGGCCCAUUGCUGCGGGGCUGUUGGAAAACUGUACAACACCAACACACUUGAUGCCUUUAAGAGCACUGACAAGAAGGCUCUCCUGGACAAAGAGUCCAAAGAGCUUUGGGAUGCCAUGCGGUCCGGAGAUGCGCUCACAGACCCAAGCGUCCUCUGUAGGUUUAUUCUGCUGACCUUUGCGGAUUUAAAGAAGUAUCAUUUCUACUACUGGUUCUGCUUCCCUGCUCUCUGUUUCCCAGAAGGGAUAAAGAUCCUAAAGAAGCCUUCUGUUCUGGAAACGGUUUUCACAGCAAAACAGAUCGCAGCCUUGCAGGAGGCCUAUGAUGGCCUGUGCAUCAAAGGCGGAACCACUUCAGUUCCCUAUUUCCUCAUGAAGUACACAGAUGAUGCCGUUCAGUUAGCCGCAUUAGCAAAGUGGGCGACGUUCUUUCCCGGUGAUCAAAAGGUCACCGUGGGUGUGUAUGAUCCGUGUACUCUGUCUCAACAUCCAGGAUGGCCUUUGAGAAAUCUACUGGUCCUCUUGGCCAGCCAGCGGGAUGCAAAGGCGGACACGGUGGAGGUGCUAUGUUUCAGGGACCGAACCCUGCAGGGAAGCCGUUCCAUUCAGCAUAGUGUCAUUUUUCAGGUCAAACUACCUGAACUCCCAUUGGACUUAGCUUGUCCAAAGAGUGUCGGUUGGGAGAAGAAUGCCAAGGGGGUGAUGGGACCCCGAAUGGUCAACCUCAGUGAAUGCAUGGACCCCAAGAGGCUUGCAGAGUCAUCGGUCGAUCUUAACCUGAAACUGAUGCGAUGGAGACUAGUCCCUUCACUGGACCUGGACAAGGUGGUCAGCACCAAAUGUCUUCUGCUGGGAGCUGGGACCCUGGGCUGCAAUGUGGCGAGAACUCUGAUGGGAUGGGGAGUGAGACACAUCACCUUUGUGGACAAUGCAAAGAUCUCCUACUCCAAUCCGGUGCGGCAGCCUCUUUAUGAGUUUGAAGACUGUCUCGGGGGAGGGAAAGCCAAAGCCAUCGCCGCUGUUGACCGACUUACCAAAAUUUUUCCUGGUGUGAACGCAGAGGGCUUCAACAUGAGCAUUCCCAUGCCGGGCCACCCGGUGAAUUUCUCCCAAGGCACUCUGGCCCAGGCUCAGAGAGACGUGGAGCAGCUGGAGAAGCUCAUCUCAGAACAUGAUGUGGUCUUCUUACUAAUGGACACAAGAGAGAGCCGCUGGCUGCCCACCGUGAUUGCGGGUAGUAAGAGGAAGUUGGUGAUCAACGCUGCUCUGGGCUUCGACACAUUUGUGGUCAUGCGCCAUGGCCUGAAGAAAGCCAGACAAAAUGCAUGCGGUGACGUAGACUCCUCCCCUUCCUGUUCAUCUGGAUCCUCUUCCUCCUCCACGCCAUCCGGCUCGGGGUCCUCUAUGUUCUCAAACAUUCCUGGACACAAGCUAGGCUGCUAUUUCUGCAACGACGUUGUGGCACCGGGAGAUUCAACUCGGGAUCGGACUCUGGACCAACAGUGCACUGUAAGCCGACCGGGCCUGGCCAUGAUUGCUGGCGCCUUGGCUGUAGAGAUGAUGGUGUCUAUUCUGCAGCACAGUGAAGGAGGUUAUGCAGUGGCCAGCAGCAGCGAUGACCGAAUGAACGAACCUCCCACAUCACUUGGCCUCGUUCCACAUCAGAUCCGCGGCUUCCUCUCCAGGUUCGACAACGUCUUGCCUGCCAGCCUGGCCUUUGACAAGUGCACCGCAUGCUCGCCCAUUGUCCUGGACCAUUAUGACAAGGAAGGCUUCCACUUCCUGUCCAAGGUGUUUAACUCUUCACACUCCUUCCUGGAGGAUCUAACAGGAUUGACAUUGUUACAUCAGGAAACCCAGGCAGCAGAGAUUUGGGACAUGAGUGAUGACGAGAGCAUCUGAGGACGCACAAAUCCUGAAAAGAGGACCGUCACAAAUCUCUUUGGACUCACUCACUUGGAAGACUUUUGAGGUGAAAAGGACCAAAACAGGCAGGUUCUGACAAGUUUCCACCAAGUUAUUAACCUUGAAUGUAACACAUCUGUGUUUAGUGAAUCGGUAAUAUUUACACAUUGCACAUUCACUUUUGUUUCAUUUUGUGGAAAACAACACGUCUAAGACACAUUAUGUCUGUCUGUAGUCAUCAGCAACUAAAUGGUGUGUGUUACUCUAUCAUGCUACUUCUGUACUUAUCUUAGUACACACCAUGGAUUUAUUUCUCAAAAAACCUUUACACUGGAUCUCAUUUGAGUUGAUCAGUGUGUAUAAAUAUUUCAGCAAAACCUUUUGUGCACGCUCAUCCCUUCAGAGAAAAUCAGCAGUCAGCCAAGCAGUGAUUUAAAAGCACUUUAUUGUUCAUUGAGGCUACUUUACGUACAAAAAAGGUGGCCUGCCAAAACCUUUUUAGUAGGAGACACAGAGCCACAAAUUGUGUGUAUAUAUAUAUUUAUAUUUUUUUCUUACAUUUGCAAGAGUGAUCCUAGCAGUAAACUACAUGCUACUUGUACAAAAAAAAAAAAAAAAAAGACCC
Syngnathoides biaculeatus (alligator pipefish) is the source of this 3186-nucleotide messenger RNA. It is a transcript of the gene atg7, whose product is annotated as ATG7 autophagy related 7 homolog (S. cerevisiae). The transcript is spliced from 19 exons. NCBI's taxonomy places the organism in Eukaryota, Metazoa, Chordata, Actinopteri, Syngnathiformes, Syngnathidae. Gene Ontology annotation, molecular function: Atg8 activating enzyme activity; Atg12 activating enzyme activity. The record is from RefSeq and is a predicted model, not a curated record. Gene Ontology annotation, cellular component: phagophore assembly site; cytoplasm. Bases 435 to 2558 code for a protein of 707 amino acids. Gene Ontology annotation, biological process: autophagosome assembly; cellular response to nitrogen starvation; autophagy of mitochondrion.